AUGGAAACAUAUCCGAAAUCCCUUGGUUAUGGAGUUUGGAUGUCAGUGAAGAUUGGUUACACAAUCCCCACACCAGAUAUCACAGAUGCAACUGAACUUAGGAAAUAUGACAAUGAUUCAAAGGCCAAGAACACUCUAUUAAGUGCGUUAAUCAAUACAGAGUUUGCUAGAGUUAUCGGUUGUGAGACUACAAAUGAAGUUUGGAAGAAGCUGCAAAGCAUUCAUGAAGGUGAUGAGAAAAUCAAAGAAGACAAGCUGCUACAUUUUAGGGCACAGUUCGAAAGCUUGAAGAUGUCAGAUGGAGAUUCAAUUGAUCAUUACAUGAGCAAGGUGAAUGAGGUUAUAAAUGCAAUCAGAGGACUUGGUGAAACUCUCAAAGAUGCAGUGGAAGCUCAAGAGUGGAAAAGGAAAAUACAAGGGAAAAAUUGUGGUGGCAUAGGGCACUUUGCCUCUAAAUGUCCAAAGAAGGGAAAAAUUGAUGAAUCAAAUGAUGAAGACCCACAAGUGAAGAAAUCAAAUUUCAAGAAAAAGAAGUCAUUUCCUAAGAAGAAAAACAACUACAAGAAGAAGAGUUUGAUUACACACAAGGAUAGCACUACCACAGAUGAGUCAUCUGAGGAUGAGGAGUCUGAUGAUGAAAACUAUGAGACUUUGUUCAUGGCUACCUCCACCACUGAUAUACAUGAAGAAGGAGAAAAAUUAGAUAAGAAAGAAGAGCAAUCAGAAGAUGAGUAUGAUUUUCAAGCAGAACUAUACACUGCCUUAAAGAAACUCAAGGUAGAAAGAAAGAAGAUAAAAAUUCUUGAGACUCAACUUGCAGAAGAAAGUGAGAAGAUCAGUCAGUUGUCACUUAUCAUAGAAGAAACCAAGAAGAUCAAUGAAGAUAUAUGCUUUAGCUUAUCCUCAAAGAUUGACGAAUGCACUCAACUUGAAGAAGAAAUUGUCACUUUGAGAGCUGAAUGUGAAUUGUUGAAAAAGACUGAUUAUCGGGCAGCUGUUACCUCAACUCCAACAGUUACAGUGUCAACUUCAAAAGGCAAAGAAGUGAGUGUACAAACACCUGAGGAAGAUCAUCAUGCAGUUCAUGAGAGUACUAUCUUGGAUGAGAUACUUAGUGUCCAAAGACCCAGUAAUGACAAAUCUGGUCUUGGGUAUGAGAAAGGAGGAGUUUCUAGUGGAGUGAAAACCAAAGGACAAGGCACGACACAAAAUCCAGUUCGGUUUGUUGGGGAGAAAAGAAAGAAAAAGGGCUCUAAUUCUAAAAAUUUAGAUAAAAGGAAAGUUGACAGAGAUGGAUUCACCACAGUCAGCAUCAGAAGCCCAAGAACUUUGGGAGAUAUUCAAGACAGGGACAGAGCUAAUUUAAUGGCACACAGUAAACCAUCACGUUGGAUUCUUGAUAGCGGAUGCUCUACUCAUAUGACAGGUGAUAAAGAUAAAUUUCUGAAUUUGGAACAUGUUGGAAAAGGCUCGGUUAGAUUUGGAAAUAAUGAUGGCGCUAGAGUUGAAGGAAAAGGCAAAAUCAGAUUAUACAAUGAACAUAUUUCUUCUAAUAAUGCCUUGUAUGUUAGUGAAUUGAAACACAACAUCUUGAGUGUCAGUCAGAUAUGUGAUAGUGGCAAUGAAGUUCUAUUCACCAAAGAUGGGUGUGUGAUCAAGAAGACAAAGAAUGGGAAGAUUGUGGCACAAGAAUCAAGGACAGCUCGUAAUCUCUAUGCACUUUCUGAAGGUCUUGAAGAAAUGUCGUGCAUGAUAAGCAAGAAAGGGGUACUUCUCGAUGACACCUUUGAAGCACUCAAAGACAAACCUAAAGUUAUUACUCCACGAGCACAAUAG
This is a messenger RNA of Telopea speciosissima, 1836 nucleotides long. RefSeq lists its product as uncharacterized. The transcript is spliced from 3 exons. NCBI's taxonomy places the organism in Eukaryota, Viridiplantae, Streptophyta, Magnoliopsida, Proteales, Proteaceae. The coding region runs from base 1 to 1836 and encodes 611 amino acids. The record is from RefSeq and is a predicted model, not a curated record.